UCCCGUGGAGUGCGGGGCAGGCGGAAAGCCGGGCCGUGCCGACCCCCGCUCUGUACAGUGACUGUGCCCCGUGUGCUCCCCCCUCUCCCCCCCCGCCCAUGGCCGUGGAGAGCCCGAGUGUCCCCCCCGCCGCCGCCGCCUCCCCCCCCAGCCCGCACUCCACCCCCCCAUCUCCGUCCUGCCACCACCACGACAGCGGCAGCUGCAGCCUCCCCCGGCCGCCGCCGCCGCUCCAACUCCACCACGGCCCGGACGAAAGGGAGGAUGGAGAACUGGAAGAAGGGGAGCUGGAGGACGAUGGAGGAGAGGAGGCCCAGGUUGCCUCUGAAUCUCACGAGAGGGGUCGGAAGGAGAAAGGGGAAAAGCAUCAUAGUGAUUCAGAUGAUGAGAAGGCCCAUCGACGGAUGAAGCGCAAACGUAGGAAAGAGAGAGAGAAAGAGAAAAGGAGAGCCAAAAAGAAAAGGAAAUCCAAACACAAGCGCCAUGCCUCUUCCAGUGAAGACUUCUCUGAUUAUAGUGAGGACUCAGACUUCAGCCCUAAUGAAAAGGGACACAGAAAAUAUAGGGAAUACAGCCCUCCCUAUGCUUCUUCCCACCAGCAGUAUGCAUCCUCUCACAGUGCUCCCUUGCAAAAGAAGAGCUACUCUAAAAUGGAGAGCAAGAAUUAUGGCAUGUAUGAGGACUAUGAGAAUGAGGAGUAUGGUCAGUAUGAGGGGGAAGAGGAUGAAGACAUGGGGAAAGAAGAUUAUGAUGACUUUGCAAAAGAACUAAACCAGUACCGGAGAGCAAAGGAGGGUUCUCACAGAGGGCGAGGUGGACGUGGCCGAGGAAGAGGGUACCGAGGGCGAGGUGGCAGAGGUGGAAUGAGAGGAGGUCGAGGCAUGGGCCGAGGGGGCCGUGGGAGAGGCAGAGGUGACCAUCCAGAAGAAGAGGAGGAAAUGUAUGAUGAAGAAAUGGAAUACUGCGACAAUGAGGAGCCCAUGGGUGAUGAUGAGUAUGACGACUACUCAAAAGAGCUGAACCAGUACCGCAGGAGUAAGGAGAGUCGAGGGCGAGGUAUAAAUCGAGGGCGUGGGCGUGGUCCGAGAGGAAGAGGAAACAAAGGAAUGGGCAGGGGACGAGGAAGAGGUGGAAACAGAAGUGGAAUGGGAAAAGGUGGUGGAAUGAAUGAGGAUGACGAUUACUACGAAGAGGACAUGGGAGAUGGAGGAGGUGGCGGAAAUUACAGGCGGAAUGAUCAUGAUAAACCCCACCAGCAGUCAGACAAGAAAGGGAAAGUGAUCUGCAAAUACUUUGUGGAAGGCAGGUGUACCUGGGGUGAGCACUGCAAUUUCAGUCAUGACAUUGAAUUACCAAAGAAACGUGAACUGUGCAAAUUUUACAUCACUGGCUACUGUGCCAGGGCUGAAAACUGCCCUUACAUGCACGGUGACUUUCCUUGUAAGCUGUUCCACACCACUGGCAACUGUAUCAAUGGGGAUGACUGCAUGUUUUCCCAUGAGCCACUCACAGAUGAAACACGAGAGCUUCUGGACAAGAUGCUGGCAGAUGAUGCAGAAGCGGGUGCAGAGGAUGAGAAAGAAGUUGAAGAGCUAAAGAAGCAGGGCAUUAAUCCACUCCCCAAACCUCCACCUGGGGUGGGCUUGCUGCCCACACCCCCUCGUCCGCCUGGACCACCAGCCCCGACUUCUCCAAAUGGCAGGCCUAUUCCUGGAGGCCCACCACCUCCUCCGCCACCACCACUUCCACCGCCAGGGCCUCAGAUGCCACCGCCAAUGCAUGAGCCUCUUUCCCCUCAGCAGCUGCAGCAGCAGCAGGACAUGUACAAGAAGAUCCCUUCUCUGUUUGAGAUCGUAGUACGUCCUACAGGGCAACUGGCAGAGAAGCUGGGUGUGAGGCAUCCAGGUCCACCUCCUCCCAGGUUCCCUGGGCCAGGAGGACCCCCUGGGCCAAUGCCUGGACCCAUGCACCCGGAUAUGCACCCAGAUAUGCACCCCGACAUGCACCCAGAUAUGCACCCUGACAUGCACCCAGAUAUGCACCCUGACAUGCACCCAGAUAUGCACCCUGACAUGCACCCAGAUAUGCAUCCAGACAUGCACCCGGACAUGCCGAUGGGCCCUGGGAUGAAUCCUGGGCCUCCAAUGGGUCCUGGGCCUCCAAUGAUGCCUUAUGGUCCAGAUGAUUCCCCACACUCUGGAAUGAUGCCACCUGUCCCACCUGCACAAGGCUUUUACGAUAACUUCUACCCACCACAAGAAGGCCUGGACAUGGACCAUGGCAUGAUGGGAGACCCAGCUGUACGAGAUGCACUUUUAACGUAUGAUGAUCUUUCCAUGGCAGAAGAUUAUGGUGGUUAUGAGGAUAUGGAGGGGCCUCCAGGAGAGCAUAUGUUCCCUGACCCAUCCUUGGAUCAUGAUGCUUUGUGUGAAGGUGGGCCAUCUGGGUUGCGGAAACCAUCAGGCAACAUUCCUGACUUCAUGCCAUCUGCACAAAGAGCGCUUUAUUUGAGAAUCCAGCAGAAACAGCAGGAGGAAGAAGAGAGGGCUCGGAGACUAGCUGAGAGCAAUAAGCAGGAACGAGAAAAUGAGGAAGGUGACACUGGUAACUGGUAUUCCAGUGACGAAGAUGACGGUGGAAGUAGUGUCACCUCCAUAUUGAAAACCCUAAGGCAGCAAAGCUCCAGCAGACCUCAUGCCCAGCCUUCCCAUGGAGAAAUUGGGCUAUCCUCAGGAGUGAGUGACCCUCGCCUGCAGAAGGCCCAGGCAGGAGGGGGUGGUCGUCCUGCUGACCCUCGUCUGCGGGAUCCCAGGCUUUCACGAAAUGCAGAUGUUUCUGGCCCAUCCAUCCCUGGGGAUUCAGGACCCACUGACCCAAGACUUGCACGACACAUUCCCUCCUCCACCCCAAAGCCGGAAGCUCCUCAUUCCAGCACUGCUGGUGGUCAAAAGGCUGCCUUGGGUCCUGAUGAGGAGGAAGGGGAAAGGGUGCUAAGGGACAAACCAGUCAAUAUCCCCUUAGAUGCACUGCCAGGCCAUGCUCUAAGGGAUCCCCGGUCCCAGUUGCAGCAGUUCAGCCACAUAAAGAAAGAUGUAGUCCUAAACAAGCCGAACUUUUCCCGAAUGGUCCUGUGGAGCCCAGAGGAUCUGAUUCCACUGCCAGUCCCAAAGCAAGAAUUUGUUCCUGUCCCAGCUGCUCUCCAGUCCAUGCCUGCUCUUGAUCCACGUCUUAACAGGCCCCAAACGACUGGUCUUUCAGAUCCCAGGCAGAGGGGGGGAGCCACACAGGGGGAGUGUGGCUCUGGAUCUGGCAGCAGCCUCCCCGACUUUGAGCUGUUGUCAAGAAUAUUAAAAACUGUGAAUGCGGCUGGCAGCCCAUCUUCCAGCCAGAGUGACAAGCCAAGUGACCCUCGGAUGCGGAAAGCACCGGCUGACCCCAGGUUGCAGAAGUCCUCGGAAACUGGGGUGUCUAGAGCCCCCAAACCUGCAGAGUCGGCUCAGCCUGCAGCUGCCUCUGCUAGCAGCGGUGAGGCUGCCCCAGCCAUUGCUCCCUACGACCCCAGGCUGCUCACAGCCGGUGGGCUGAGCAAAGGCAGCAGCCAAAGCAGUGUGCUUAGUGCCAUCAGCCUGUAUGACCCCCGGACUCCAAGCACAGGCAGCAAGGCUGCAGAGUCUCCCAGUGAGGGCAGUACGUCCUCGAAAAGCUCAGACUCCAGCAAAAGCACCAGCAAGGCCAAGGAACCUCUCUUUGUGCGGCGGUCUGCAUUGGAUCAGCCUGAGUCUGAGAAGGCAAGCGCUGAAUCUGCCACAGACAGAUACAACAGCUAUAAUAGGCCUCGUCCCAAAGCCGCUGCCGCUUCCUCCUCCGCCCCUGCCCAGGAGACGACCCCCCAGCCGGGGGUACACAACCUCCCUGUGCCCUCUGUCUACGGCAUGGUUAAGCAGACCACGAAGUCUGGGUCAGGCAGUCCCUUUGCAGGGAACAGCCCUGCUCAGGACAGCGAGCAGCAAGAUGCUGGCUCUCUGAAAGAUGUCUUUAAGGGCUUUGACCCAACAGCCUCGCCAUUCUGCCAGUAGUAUUAAAGGACUGACCUUGCGUCCGUGCAUUGAAUAGCAGCGCACAGUGUUGGUAAUUUUUCUUCUUUUUAAUUCCAUUAGUGCUCACUUUAGCCAUAUAACAUGUAUAUAAAUCCUUCUGGUUCUGGUCAGUGCUGUAACUAUAUAGAGAGUUUCCAAGAUGCUUUUUAAAAGAAAAAUCAAAGUCUCCUUGUGCAGUCAUAACCAGCAUUUUGUUUCACACCUAAUAGUUUGUUUUAGAGCUUUCUUUUGAGAGUGAUUGAAAUCAUCCUGGGAAAAUAAUGAAAUACCUGAAAUCUCCUUGGGAAGUUGUAGCUGUCCUGUCACACCAGCCACCUUGUCCUCCUUUUGUACAGUAGGUUGUGUUUAAAACCUGACUUCUCCCCCUCCAGAAUUGCUACAUGAUAUACUCAGGAGAAGGGUAAUGACAGACUGGAUGGCAGAGGAAUGUGGUUCAUAUUUGUAGCUUUAAAAGAUUAAAGCUGUUAGCCAUUCGGAUCAGUAGAAGAUGUGUUAAUUUCUAAAACAGAACAAACUAAAGUAUUUGUAUCAUAGCCUUUUUUAAAAUUCUACUGUGGUGAACAGAAUUACCAUGGAAAAAGAACCAUGUGAGAUUGCUUUUGUAAUUGUGGGGAGGGGGUGCUUUUGUUUUGUUUUGUUUUGUUUUUGUUUUGAGUAAAUAUUUUAAUGCCAUUUCCUGGAGGUUGUAUGGUUACAUGACAACUCAGCUGAGCCCAGAAUAGGGCUUAAAUUCCCAAGAGCUUCCACGGAUGGUCAUGGAAUAUUUACAUCCCAAAAAGUUAUGCAGUCUACCAAAAAAAAGUUUGUAUUAUUGAAAUUAAAUUAUUAAUCUCAAUCAGA
Rhea pennata is the source of this 4937-nucleotide messenger RNA. It is a transcript of the gene ZC3H4, whose product is annotated as zinc finger CCCH-type containing 4. Gene Ontology annotation, molecular function: RNA binding; metal ion binding. The transcript is spliced from 14 exons. Lineage: Eukaryota; Metazoa; Chordata; Aves; Rheiformes; Rheidae. The record is from RefSeq and is a predicted model, not a curated record. Gene Ontology annotation, cellular component: nucleus. Gene Ontology annotation, biological process: negative regulation of DNA-templated transcription. Bases 99 to 4076 code for a protein of 1325 amino acids.